CAGGAAAUGCAGCCACAAGUGCAUUCUCCAACGAAUGGGAGAAUACAUGAAAUGCUAAGGCCUUUCAGCUACGGAUCAACAUCAACUCAACUACUUUCCCUAGUGAGAAGUUUAACUAAGACUUAUAGCAAAAGGAGGAUCAAUAUCAAAUACCAUUCUUCCAUGGCGACCACAUCAAAUCUAACGAUAGAGAAGGAGGUUAAACCAACCCAGAAGACCAAUUGCCCAGUACAGGUUGCAAAGCGCUUGGAGAAGUUCAAGACCACAAUAUUCACACAAAUGAGCAUUCUUGCCAUCAAACAUGGAGCAAUUAACCUUGGCCAAGGCUUCCCAAAUUUUGAUGGUCCUGACUUUGUUAAAGAAGCAGCCAUUCAAGCUAUUAGAGAGGGCAAAAACCAAUAUGCUAGGGGAUAUGGUGUACCUGACCUCAAUUCUGCAGUGGCCGCCAGGUUCAGGAAAGAUUCUGGAUUGGAGGUUGACCCUGAAAAAGAAGUGACUGUUACCUCUGGAUGCACUGAAGCAAUUGCUGCCACCAUGUUAGGCUUGAUAAAUCCUGAUGAUGAAGUGAUAGCCUUUGCUCCAUUUUAUGAUUCUUAUGAAGCCACACUUUCCAUGGCUGGAGCCAAAAUAAAAUCCAUCACCCUCCGGCCGCCAGAUUUCAAAAUCCCAAUAAAUGAGCUCAAGGCUGCUGUCUCAAAGAACACUCGGGCAAUACUUAUAAACACUCCACAUAAUCCCACUGGGAAAAUGUUCAGUAGGGAAGAGCUCAAUGUGAUUGCAUCUCUUUGCAUAGAGAAUGAUGUGCUGGUCUUUUCUGAUGAAGUUUACGACAAGUUGGCAUUUGAAGAGGAUCAUAUUUCUAUUGCUACACUUCCGGGCAUGUAUGAAAGGACUGUGACCAUGAAUUCUCUAGCCAAGACUUUCUCCUUAACAGGAUGGAAGAUUGGGUGGGCCAUAGCUCCACCACAUUUGACAUGGGGAGUCAGGCAGGCACACUCAUAUCUCACCUUUGCCACCUGUAGUCCAAUGCAAUGGGCAGCUGUGGAAGCUCUACGAGCUCCAGAUUCAUACUAUGAAGAACUAAGAAGGGAUUACAUGGUGAAGAAAACAAUAUUGGUUGAGGGGCUGAAGGCUGUUGGUUUCAUAGUGUACCCAUCAAGUGGGAGUUUCUUCGUGGUCGUAGAUCACACUCCUUUUGGGUUUGAAAAUGAUGUUGCCUUCUGCGAGUAUCUGAUUAAGCAAGUGGGUGUUGUAGCAAUCCCUACUAGUGUUUUUUACCUCAACCCAGAAGAUGGAAAGAAUCUGGUACGGUUCGCCUUUUGCAAAGAUGAGCAGACUCUUAGGGAUGCAGUUGAUCGGAUGAAAGAGAAGCUGAAAAGAUGAAACAAUUUUAUGUGUUAAGUAUCUGGUCACAAUUUAAAAUAA
Telopea speciosissima is the source of this 1425-nucleotide messenger RNA. RefSeq names its product probable N-succinyldiaminopimelate aminotransferase DapC. Gene Ontology annotation, molecular function: pyridoxal phosphate binding; L-kynurenine:2-oxoglutarate transaminase activity. NCBI's taxonomy places the organism in Eukaryota, Viridiplantae, Streptophyta, Magnoliopsida, Proteales, Proteaceae. The coding region runs from base 7 to 1383 and encodes 458 amino acids. Gene Ontology annotation, cellular component: cytoplasm. The record is from RefSeq and is a predicted model, not a curated record. Gene Ontology annotation, biological process: biosynthetic process. The transcript is spliced from 2 exons.